Molecule: messenger RNA, 2667 nt
Organism: Coregonus clupeaformis (lake whitefish)
Lineage: Eukaryota; Metazoa; Chordata; Actinopteri; Salmoniformes; Salmonidae
Gene: nfil3-3
Product: nuclear factor, interleukin 3 regulated, member 3
Exons: 2
Coding region: 394-1659 (421 amino acids)
Biological process (GO): circadian rhythm; regulation of DNA-templated transcription
Cellular component (GO): nucleus
Molecular function (GO): DNA binding; DNA-binding transcription factor activity
Source: RefSeq, a predicted model, not a curated record
CAGGCGAGGUGAGGAUACAACCCUAGUUGAACCUAUACUGGGUGAAGAAACAAAUAUGAGUAGCGGCAGUGUUCGCUGAGCAGAACACAAGCGCGUGGCGAACAGUGGUGAGAGACGCGCCCUAUCACCCAAUCAAUUGAGCAUAUACAGUCUUUCUAAUAACAUUGUGGCCAUUUCCGAACACUUUGAAGCACUUUGGAGGAGAUUUACAUGAAGAAGAGGAACUUCAUUUGGCUAUUUCACUGACAGAUGGUGGCAUUGCAACGUGAAUCACAGCCACUCGGAGCCAGCAUCAUUAUCAGAACAACCAGUGAGUGUAUUUCUAAAGUGAGCUCUUAAACAAAGCUCAAGCACACAAUCUAUGAGUUUGGCAGUUACCUUAUCACACCAAGCAUGAAAGACCAUACUAGACCCACCAGUAGCAUCCUCCAGGAUGUGUCUGGUGGUCCCUCCCAUCUGUUGGGACUGGAAGGCCUGGACCCAAGGCCUCUGAGCGGGGCAAUGUCCUUCACUGACGAGGCGGUCUCCAUCCUGACCUCCAGCAGCCAGCUAGCCCGUUCCCUACUGGGCUGCACCUCCGCCCUGAAGCGGAAAGAAAGCCUAGCCGCCACCGCUAACCAUGCUAACGCUAAUGCUAUCGCUAACAACAGUGACGACGACUUUGACGAUAGCAACAGCGCUCUGCGCCGCAAACGCGAGUUCACUCCCGAUGAGAAGAAGGACGACGGCUACUGGGAUAAGAGAAAGAAGAACAACGAGGCGGCGAAACGGUCGCGUGAAAAACGACGCGCCAACGACAUGGUCCUGGAGACGAGGGUUCUGGGGUUGUUGGAGGAGAACGCCCGGCUAAGGGCAGAACUCCUGGCCCUCAAGUUCCGCUUUGGCCUAGUCAAGGACCCCUCUGACGUGGCCAUAAUGCCGCUGUCCGUGCCUCCACCUAACCAUCUUGAACCGAGGUACUACCUACCCCACGGUGAUGGUUCCUACCCCCAUAACACUGCCACCUCCCACCACCUCCACCUCCACCAUCCCCACCACUCAUCCCCAUACGGGGUGAGAGGAACUGGGCUGCCAGCAGGGCGUGACGUGGGCAGUAGUAUAUCCGAGGACUCUGGUUUCUCCCCUGGAAGCUCCAACAUUGGCAGCCCUGUAUUCUUUGACGAUGGACUAGGGGACCACAGCCGAACUUCCCCCAGAAUGGUGGAGGAGCAGGGGGGGUAUGAGCCUCACGCCUCGCUGGAGGCCGAAGGACAGUACCACGGCAGGCAGGACUCUAGCCUACCACACAAACUCCGCUUCAAAACGCCUGGUGGAGGUAGCGAAGGUGGGGAGAUACCAGCAAGGUCCCCUGACAGUAGACGCCCUUGCCCUGUAGCUACAGUCGGACCAAACAUCCAGAGGAGCCAGGCUGGAUGGUACAGUCAUAGGGGCGAGCGCCAGGUUGCGUGGCCCAGGGAGGAGGCCCGUGCUGGGCAUGAUCAGCAGCACCACUACCCCCCCUCUGGAGGUUCUCCACACAGCCCCACCACUGCCACCUCCACAGACACCCAGUACGUGGCGGAGAAUGGCGCCCUCAAAUCCCAGCUCAGUUCUCUAUCGCAGGAGGUAGCCCAGCUCAAGAAACUGUUCUCUCAGCAGCUGCUCUCCAAACUGGUCUGAGAUCAGGUUGAACACACUCUUGACCUCCCCUUUACACACAUUUUUACAUUAACAUUUUACAUUUAAAUACAGAGGGAGAUGGAGCAACUUUAACAGAGAGAGAGGGGGAGAGAAAUAUAGAGAGAAAGGGGUAUAGACUCAAAGACACUUUCCCUGUGAAAGUUACAUUCACUUCAACCUGAACGUUGACUCUCACAGGACACUUUCACUGUGACUCAGGUCUCAGCUGAACUUGACUUCCACAGCACAGCACUGCCCAUUGAUCUCAAGCAAACAGCCCCUAUCAAGUGUGAGGAAGCUGAACGAACCAUAUGACAACCUGAACACUACUUCAAUAACACAUUCUCCAGAUACUACAAUACAGUGGUCUUCACCACUAUAAAAGCACACCAGCACAGGAAAGACCAGUUACAAUAGCAAUUCAGUCAAAACCAAUACUUCAGGAUACGCUGUUUGAUUUACAGUACUAUAAAACAGCAUUUAUGGGUAACUUAUAUAAUUCACAUUUUUACAUUUUUAUUUUUAGUAAUUUAGCAGACACACUUAUCCAGGGCGAUAUACAGUAGUGAGUGCAUACAUUUUCAUACUUUUUUGUAUGAUACCUGAAAUACUCUAUAUAUAUAUAUUUUUUUUUACACUGAUCUGACUUGUUUCUUUGAUAAAGUUUCACAUUCUUUCUUUAGAGACUUUUAUUGAACAGGUCAGUCUUAAAACACUGGAUUACACUGGUAAAUAUGAGUACAUGCAGCAGUACACACACUGAUGUCAUAGAUAGAUCAUUUGGAAACCCAUUCCGUUUGUAUUAUUACUUUACAUGUCCGAUUAUCCUGCUACUGUAUGCCAUGGUAUCCCUCACCUCUAUGUGUUUGUACACAGUUUGUCUUAAACAGAUUUGGCAAAACAUAUUUUUUUUAAAUAACAGAUUCUAUGUACAUAUUCUUUAAUUUCAACAGUAAGUAAUGUGAUAUACGUACAUGUAAAUAAAUAAACUGUUUUUCCUAAUCAGUG